CGGAUCCUACACCCUUCCUCCCCUCCACUAAAGCCACGUGGCCUUUGCACAGCCCUAGGAUCCUGGGAGAAAGCAACAACUGGAGGAGGGAAGGGCAGAGCUGAAGGGACAGGCUUGGAUUUAUGUCUCCUGUCUCCUCUUACCCACUCAGCUGGCUCUUAAGUAUGUGGAGUUUUCCACACCAUGGGGCCCCCCCACUCAGUUUCCUCCAAAACCUCCACCCUUCCCCACCCUUUGUCUUCUUGCUUCCUCCUCUUCCUCCUCCUGUAGCCUCCUGAGGAGAGGGGGUGCCACUGGUGGGUGGAAGGAUACAGGCAUUUGGCAUGGAGUUGGCAGGGAUCUUUGAAGAGGUUAUAGAUGCAGUACACACCAGUUAUAGCCUCCAAGAUGGAAGGUGAGGACCCGGUCCCCACCCAGCCCGCUGUGCCCCACACCCGCCCCGUGCCAGGCUCAGCUUGGACCUGUCUUGCUUCACUGCAUACCUCUCAUUCCACAGCCAAGCCAGCCCCGCUGGGGGAUUGGGGAGGAGGCCCCGGAGCAGAGCACAGAGCAGCCUGACACACGAAGGAGGGGAAUGGGGCUUACACUUCAGCUCAGGGCUGUACUGUGUGACUGCCUGGGUAUAGGGUGAGCCCCUUGAGACUGAGCCCCAGCCACACUCGCCAGAAGAGAACCAGGGCUGUCCUGCUGUGGCCUUGGAGCAGAAAACGAGACCAUCCACACCAGGACAGGUACUCAGCUUUGGCUAGAAGUGGCAGCCCAGAGGUUUCUAAUCCAUCAUAAUUAAUAUAGUUUAGUGACAUUUCUGAUAAUGAGUCACUUAGAUUAGCCACAGGAUCACCUGGGUCUGAGAUUUAUCCCCCUUGGGGGACCCUUGGCCACAAAAUCAAGCUUGUUGCUGAGGGUCAAAGAUCCACCCACCAAAGGGGAAAGCUCGAGUUCAUGAACUUGAAGUUUAGAGGAAAGCAACUCCUAAUGGCUUCACCCUGGGUCUGCUGCACCAAAACCCAGGUUAGUCACCAAGUAUUGAGUAAUUCAUACACGUGGGGAGCUUUGAUCUCUGGUGAAAAUUCUUGUUAUAUCUUGUGAGGGGGGCAGCAGUAGUUUUAGUUCACAGAAGCAGAAAUGAACUCACGGCUCAAACUUCAUGCCCGUGUCAAUUUAGUGAACGAUGAGGUUUGGUGUGAAUCUAGGUUGGUUGGACUCCAGAGCCAUUGGUUUCCCCCACAGAUCCUUCUCUAAACUUAAUCUUCCUGGAAGACUCAAUGCUCCAAGCCCCAGGCCUUGGAGUUUCCUGAAUUGUUCUCACCAGUGCCUAGAGGCAGUGGCUCUGCUCCCUGGUUUCUUCCCCAGUGAAGGCCACAGCAGCGUACCUGUGGUUAUUCCCUCUGUUUGUCCCUCGUAUUCCAUGCUCUGGCCCCCGAUGAAAGCCGAGUCGGAGACACGCUUCCCCUUGGCUCCCGAUGCCUCCCGGGGGGGCCCCUCCUUGGCUGCAUCCGUUAGUCACUCCCUGGUGAGCCCCCCCCCCACCAGGGCGGGGAGCCCGGGGCAGCCCGGAGGCAGUGGACUUUUGGCCCGUUUCGUUUAUUCCCUACAUCUCAUCAACAUCUGCCGCCGGCUCUUGCCUCAUUUCUCUGACUGGCCUGCAGGGAAGCAGAAACCUAGAAAGACGGGAGGAAGGCAGAAACCUGGAGACGGACCUGAGGCUGAGGAAGAGGCCAGGGCUGCAGCUGGUCUUCCACCCUUCCCCUCUCUCUUCCCACCUCAGCCAAAGCCCUUCAAGGUCCCCUGGGGCGCAGCCCUUCUCCCUCCGGGGCCCCUGGUGCCCCUCAGGGCCUGCAUCCCACCAUGUCAGUGGCUGUGGAGACCUUUGGCUUCUUCCUGGCAGCUGUGGGGCUGCUGAUGCUGGGGGUGACCCUGCCACACAGCUACUGGAGAGUGUCCACUGUGCACGGGAAUGUCAUCACCACCAACACGAUCUUCGAGAACCUCUGGCACAGCUGCGCAACUGACUCCCUGGGAGUCUACAACUGCUGGGAGUUCCCGUCCAUGCUGGCCCUCUCCGGAUACAUCCAGGCCUGCCGGGCACUCAUGAUCACCGCCAUCCUCCUGGGCUUCCUGGGCCUGUUCUUGGGCAUGGCAGGGCUGCGCUGCACAAACAUUGGGGGCAUCGUGCUCUCCAGGAAGGCCAAGCUGGCGGCCACUGCAGGAGCCCUACACAUACUGGCUGGUUGCUGCGGGAUGGUGGCCAUCUCUUGGUAUGCCUCCAACAUCACCCAGGACUUCUUCAACCCCUUAUACUCCGGAACCAAGUAUGAGCUGGGCCCUGCGCUCUACCUGGGCUGGAGUGCCUCCCUUUUGGCCAUACUGGGCGGUGUCUGUCUCUGCUCCAACUGCUGCAAGGCUCGGGAGGAGGACCCCGCUGCCAGCACCCGGCUCUCCUACAAGGCCUCCGCAGUGCGGUCUGCUGCCCUUGCUGCCCACCUGCCCCCAGCAGCCUCGGACGGAGACAACAGCUUUGACAAAUACGGGAAAAACGCUUACGUGUAGAAGCCAUGGCCUGUAGGCCCUACUCCCCUUUCACUGCCCCCCAGUGGAAAGGGAUUCCUCGAACCCAGGGCAGCAGGUGCCGACUGCUGCCUGCAGUUACCACCUCAGGGCCAAGCCACGCCUGGGGCUCCACUUUGGGCCUGGAAGCCACACCCUGCUCAGGCCCCGCCUCCUCAGCCGGAGCUCCUCCCUGGCGAUGCUUCCCUGCUCUGGCCUAGAACCCGCCUCCUGAGGACUCACUUCGGACUCCUGAGACUGGACUCAAACCCUCUUUAUCUUCUGAGUCUGGGGUCUGGGCGGCUAGGCAUGUGGGGACGACCCCGAGCGGUUGCAUUUCAUAUAAAUACAUGCAUAAAUAAAUUUGUAUUGUGAACUGUUCAGGGGCUGAGAGUGUCAUGAAGAAGUUGGUCAAGCAAGGGGUGACUGGGGAGGCACCGAGAGUCAUCUCGGCUCUUGGACACCAGACUGUCACCUGUGCCCCCUCCAUCACCUUUGGACUGUCUUAUCCAGCAAAACAGAGGCAGGGUUGCAAGUGAUUUCAAAAGUGUGGCACUCUUAUAAUUACUGAUAAGAGUCAUCAAGGAGCAGCCUGGGAGACCCAGCUGGAGGAAACUGGCCAGCUUGAGAUAACAAGUCAUUCCUUUUACUCUCGACCUUUCUUCACAGCUGUGCAAGGACACAGGUGGUCUAGAGCAGUUUCUUUGCCUGGGCCUGACAGUGGGUGUCAGAAAUUGACCAGUCCUAUGAAAUUGUGUCAAAUCAAGGGUCCCGUGCAGGCACAUUUUUCUGGGGAAGGUUCAUUAACUUCCAGAAAAGGCUCUGAAGGUCCAUUCACAGAGGCGUGUCUGUUAGUGGCAUGUGUAUGACGUCAUGAUGUCCAGCUCAGACACAGCACUGGAUCACGAACAGGGUUGGCACAGGGAACUGGGCAGACCUGGUACUCACUUUAGACUAAAAUGAGGCCACGAGAAAGAUGCCUGGCAUCUAGUGGAAGGAGGUGAUAAGACCUUACGCUGGUACCUUCCCCUGCAGCACUGGCUAGGGUCACUAGUCACUUGGGGGUGGCCUGGGUUCUGACCUCGGCCCCUUCUCCUUCCCCAUUCAUCCAUCUGCCCCUGGGAUGUAAAGACACUCACAUCCAAAUUCUAACUGGGCUCUCUCUGGGGUUCAGAUGUAUGAGCACCCACUGGGUCGUUUCACAGGCUGGGCAAAUUUGUUCCUUUCCCCCACACCCACAGCUCCUGUCAUCGCCAGCCUCUCGGUCAACAGACUGACAACUUCAAUCAUCUCUGACUUCUCUCUUCACUUCCCCUCCGCCACUCCCUCCCCUCAGCUGGCUGCCAAAUCCUCAGUUCUCCCUCCAGUUUUCACAUCCUCCUUCUUUCCUUCCACUGCCUGAUGCUGGGUCAGGCCUUCACCCUCCCUUGCCCAGACUCGUCACAGGGUUUCCCUAAUUGAGCUUCUAGCCCAUGUUUCUCUACCGGAGCAUCAUUCAUUGUCCUGCCCUGGCAGCCCCCUGGUGGCUUGUGGGG
This is a messenger RNA of Phyllostomus discolor (pale spear-nosed bat), 4082 nucleotides long. It is a transcript of the gene CLDN15, whose product is annotated as claudin 15. Gene Ontology annotation, cellular component: plasma membrane; bicellular tight junction. The record is from RefSeq and is a predicted model, not a curated record. Gene Ontology annotation, molecular function: structural molecule activity. Bases 1849 to 2550 code for a protein of 233 amino acids. NCBI's taxonomy places the organism in Eukaryota, Metazoa, Chordata, Mammalia, Chiroptera, Phyllostomidae. Gene Ontology annotation, biological process: bicellular tight junction assembly; cell adhesion. The transcript has 5 exons.